This is a messenger RNA of Lactuca virosa, 1011 nucleotides long. The record is from the annotation of a GenBank genome assembly. Lineage: Eukaryota; Viridiplantae; Streptophyta; Magnoliopsida; Asterales; Asteraceae.
AUGGAGGAAAAUCAAGCUUUUCCAAAAGUCGAUGUACACUAUAAUGGUACUUUUGUGCCUAAUCCGUUAGUGUAUUUUGCUCCACAAGUACUACGUCUUAAUGAAGAUGCAAACAAGUUUGGUUUCUCCGAUUUCAUCAAAUAUGUUGAGAAGCUUAUCGAUUUUCAGUGCAAGCAUGUGUAUUACUGUAUACCUGAAGUGAGAUUGAGUGGGGGGCUCCAAACACUACAAAAUGAAUGUGACUACUCUGAGUUUCUUGAGGUUGCAAAUGCUAACAGACAUGUGGAUGUGUAUAUUGACCAUGAUAAUGAACCUCUAUUUGAGUGGAUUCAGAAAGAAGAACCAGACGAUGAAGAACUUGUGUAUUCAGAAGAAGAUGUCGACUCUGUUUUGGCAGAUGAUGAGAACUAUGAACAUGAAGAGGAUGAAUGUGUUACAUCAAGCAAAAGAUUCUUCAAAAGAACCUAUAAUGAUAAGUUUUUGAACAAGUUAUGUCCAGUAGUUGUUGAAGAUGAAGAUGAACUAGGCAAUGAACUUCCAGCUGUCUACCCUAGGCAUGAUGCUACUCAGGAAUGGAGGAAGAUGAAGCAUGAACUAGUGAGGGGUCCUUCUGAAGCAGGUCCAAGUAAAGCAAGAAAGAAGAGUAAUGCAAAAAAUUGUCCUUCACAAGCAGGUCCAAGCACUCCAGCUCCAAGUGCUCCAACACCUCUUGUCAUUCAAGAGCAUGUCCCUGUGAAUCAAGAGCUUGUCAUUCAAGAGAAUGUCCCUGUGAAUCAAGAGCAUGUGAAUGAAGAUCCUAUGAAUCAAGUUCCUGUGAAUGAAGAUCCUGUGAAUCAAGUUCCUGUGAAUCAAGUGCCUGUGAAUCUUGGUGUUAGGGUGCCUAGGAGACUUGGUGUUAGAGCAAGGAAGCCUUCAAAGAGAAUCAACAAGGUACAAAUCAGGAAGCAGGUUUUCAGAAAGGAUGGCAAAGGAGUGACUGAGGACAACCCAGUUACUUUAGAUUUAGAUUGA